This is a messenger RNA of Colletotrichum karsti, 1344 nucleotides long. RefSeq names its product tat pathway signal sequence. Gene Ontology annotation, molecular function: phosphoric diester hydrolase activity. The transcript has 2 exons. The record is from RefSeq and is a predicted model, not a curated record. The coding region runs from base 1 to 1344 and encodes 447 amino acids. Lineage: Eukaryota; Fungi; Ascomycota; Sordariomycetes; Glomerellales; Glomerellaceae. Gene Ontology annotation, biological process: lipid metabolic process.
AUGACUGGCCGUUUCCUCGCCCUUCUGGGCCUCCUGUCGCUCACUGCGGCUCAAGAUCUCAGCACGAGCAAAAUCACCCUUUCCAACACCAACGAUGUCACUUUCCUCUCCGGAACCAAGACAGUCCCUGUCACCCAGGCUAGAACCCCGACGGGACCAUACGCGACCUACACAUCCAAAAUCACCCUCACGGGGGAGAGGCUCACCACGGUGACCGGCUCUGUAACCUUCACGGGAAAUGUCACUGAGACGACCACGAAUGCCGAGGGACGGUCUAUCGUCAUCAUCUCGGGUGAGUCCUCGGUCAUGACAGCAACGGUCACCGGCAACGCGACAGAGACCUCAUCCACGGCCCCCACGGCGACCAACACCACACCCUGCAACAACUACGUCGAGUUCUGCGAAAGGAAAUACAGCAACGUCACAGAGGUCGGCUGCCACAACUCACCUUUUGUUCGCCCCGGCAACUCUGCUUCCAACCAAGCACUCGAUGUUACCACCCAGCUCAAUGACGGCGUGCGCUUCCUGCAAGCCCAGAUUCAGUGGCCCACGAAUGGCACAGAACCGCACUUUUGCCAUUCCUCGUGCGACAUUCUCGAUGUCGGCCCCAUCACCGACUGGCUCACCAAAGUCCGCGAGUGGGUUGACACUCACCCGUACGACGUUGUCACGAUCCUCCUUGGAAAUGGUAACUAUUCGACGCCCGACUUAUACGCCCCUUUCAUCGAGUCCACCGGCAUUCUGAAAUACACCUACGAGGCGCCCUUCCUCCCCAUGGCUCUCGACGACUGGCCGACUCUUGGUGAAAUGAUCCUCAGCGGCAAGCGCGUAGUCAUGUUCCUGGACUACGUCGCCGACCAGCAGAAGUACCCAUGGCUCCUCGACGAAUUCUCCCAGAUGUGGGAGACCCCGUUCGACCCCAUGGACCGCUCCUUCCCCUGCGUCGUCCAGCGCCCUCCGAACCUGUCCGAGCAGGACGCUCGCAACCGCCUCUACCUCAUGAACCACAACCUAAACGCCGAAUACAACAUCUUCGGCGCCUCCAUCCUCGUUCCCGCCGUUUCCCUGCUCAACGAGACCAACAACGCCACGGGCAACGGAUCGCUCGGCUUCGGGGCUGAGCAGUGCACCGGCGACUGGGGCCGCCCGCCCAAGAUCCUCAACGUCGACUACUACAACUACGGCGACCCGCCCGGCUCCGUCUUCCAGGUCCAGGCAAAGAUGAACAACGUUACGUACAACCGCGAGUGCUGCGGUAAGAUGACCGGUGCCUCGCCCGGCAGGCCAGCUGUCUCGGGCUUGGUCCUGGCCAUGGCUUUUGCCUGCGCGUUGUUGAUGGUGUAG